AUGUCCCAGCUUGAAGCCCUGCUCCGAUCAACAGAUCCUCGAUCCGCAUUGCAAGCCGCCGUGCAAUCAAAGCAGCUUGCAGUAGCGAAGUUUCUUCUGGAGUCUUCGGACAUCAAUUUGGAAUCAGAAUUCGGAGGAGAACUCCUCCUUACGGCAGGCAGUAAGCCCGAUCCAAACAUGCUCAAACUGCUCAUGGCCAAAGGUGUGGACCCGCAUUAUCGACGAGAAGACUGUCGAAAGGCGAUCAUCGUCGGCCCGCACCAGGAUAUUGUGGACUCUUCUCUUUUAGUGGCCAUCUGUCACGCUUUUGCAGCCCGAAAAACACGGGCCUUCUGGGACAGUGCCGAGACCGAUACUGGAGACUUGGCAGACCUUGUCGAGCCAUAUGAACGAGCAAUUGAUUUAGCUCUUGCUUCUAGUUGCGAUGUGAAUACCCCAGGCUCGAUGGACAGGACUUCGUUAAACUGGUGCGUGCUGAGCAGUAUGCCUGCGCAGAUCAUACAGAAGCUCCUUGACCAUGGCGCCGAUGUCAAUGCCGAAGAUAGCGAGGGUAAUACACCGCUGCAUUUGUACUACCCCUCUGCGGAAACCGAAGCAGUUCUCGGCAUGCUAGUUAAGCAUGGCGCGAGAUCGGAUAAGCGACGCAAAUCAGAUGGAAAGACACCAUUGCAUACGUGCGUGGACUUGGGAUGCCGGAAACAUGAUCUCAAUAUGUUGCUCCUGCAGCAGCAUGUCAAGGACUGGAACGUUACUGAUUCUAGAGGUGAUACUCCGCUACAUCUGGCGGCCAGGAUUCAGAUUACCCCUGAACUAGCAAUACGGUUGCUUGAGCAGCUCAUAUCCCUUGGUGCGGGUAUCAAUGAAGCGAAUCAUGAUGGCGAUACGCCCGUACACCUGCUAGACAGCAUAAAACUGGGCUCCGAUGAUAUCAGAGCUAUGCUCGUUGCAGCGGGAGCGGAUUUCGAAGCGCGAGAUAGACGAGGAAGGACGUGGUUCCUCCGCGCUGUUCUCGAAGAGUCCAAUCUCACUGAGAGAGCGCAUUCGGUUGCUCUCGAUCUGGGGUUGGAUUUCCAUGCCGCUGAUUACGAAGGAAACAAUGCUCUUCAUCUCGCACUUGGCAAUGACCGGCCGAUUGCAAGUCUUGAGUAUCUCAUUAAGGCCGGUGUCGAUCCAUGCCAUGCGAAUCAUAACGGUGACACGCUAUACCACGCGCUCAUGAGACAGUGUUUCCAGUCCGCCUCUACUGACCUCAUUGCAAAGCUUACCGUCCUUCGCUCAACGAGGCCAGAAAUACCCGCUUUGGCUCAAAAUCACCGCGGCCAGACCCUACUUCACUGCGUGUGCAGUAAACCACCCUCAUUUCCCGCGUAUCGCGAUAUGCUCUAUACAACCCGUAAUCCCCUCGAGUGUUUCUCUGAAUCUGAGAUUUCCUCCAUGGUACGAACCUCGGACAAUGAAGGCACAGUACCAGUUCAUGCAGCCGCAAUGACAGACGAAAGUCUCGUUUGGUGGCUGAUCACCAAAGGAGCAGAUAUAUCUGCCCGCACGCAUGACAAAGAGACUCCGCUGCAUCUCGCUGCUCUUGCUCGGCAAAGCAACAUUAUCGGCUUACUUCUUGAGACGUAUACCAAAGCAGAGCGAGUCAAGGCUGUGAACGAAGCAGAUAUCCAUGGACGCACGCCACUGCACUACGCAUGCUGCUCUGGGCGGCCUGAAAGCGUCAGGCUGUUAUUGGAUGCUGGGGCUGAUGUUGGUAUCGCUGAUAGAGCCGACUGUACGCCCCUUCACGCUUGCGCACAGCUUGAAAGGAAACUAGAAGUCCGGGGUUCGAAUCAUGUUGGUUACCCGAAUGACCAUCAGAUACGCUCUGAUGACGGAUCCUUGCGGGUAACAGAUAUUGUACACCUGUUGUGCGAGCGCGGGGCGGAUAUCAUGGCAGUAGAUGGACAGGGGAAUACUCCUAUGGCUCUAGCCAUAGGCAAAGGAAACAACGAGAUGGUCGCUGCCCUUAUGGAUGUGAUCGACAAUGGGUCGCCGGAGCAGAAAGCAGCUUUUGAGAAGGCCCAUGCAAUUCGUCUUUCUGCACGAUUGUAUCUAGCCAGUGGACAUCUCAAUGCUGAGUCAAUCGUUGGCCAAUUCAUUGAGAACAGCACUCUCAAGGAUGAUCCCGCAGCCGCGGUCCAAACCUGCGACCAACUCCUCAAACUCGGCGCCUACAGCGUGAUACAAGAACUCUCCAAAACGGGCUUGCCGCUCUCUGGCGCAGUAGGUCCAAGGAAAGUUGACUUCCUCGAGUCCCUGGCUCGUUGGGGCUUCACGGAUCUAUUCCUUAAACUCGGCCUUACACGCAGCAGAAGCCUCAACAGUCACAACUGGAUAAACGGGUCCAUCUCAACACCAUUCUCCGAGAUGUUCGAUCUUCGCCCAUUCCUCUUAACCGUUGUCUCAAGGUCUCUACCGAGCAUGGACCUCCUCUCCCUGGUCGUCGAGACUUUCAGCGCAGACGUCAACAUCAAGCUUGAAAAGCGCCAGCGUAUGAAAACAGAUGUCUCCGCGCUGCAUAUCCUCGCGGAAGGGAAGCACUGGUGGAAUACAGAUGCUGUCGCGUAUUUGCUGAAGCACGGCGCGGAUCCGAAUAUCGCUGAUGCGUUCGGACGCACGCCGCUCCAUGUUGCAGUGAGUGGGGGGUAUAGACGGCUAGGGAUUGUGAGGCUUCUGCUUGAGCAUGGUGCGGAUCCGGAUGCGAGCGAUUGGAACGGUAAGACGCCGAUUUGUCUUGCGGUGGGAGAUGAGGAUAUGGUCGGUUUGCUGGUGCGGUUCGGCGCUGGGGGUGCGGCUGGGGAGGCGCCGGUUUCGUGA
Molecule: messenger RNA, 2859 nt
Organism: Aspergillus mulundensis
Lineage: Eukaryota; Fungi; Ascomycota; Eurotiomycetes; Eurotiales; Aspergillaceae
Exons: 1
Coding region: 1-2859 (952 amino acids)
Biological process (GO): retrograde transport, endosome to Golgi; Golgi to lysosome transport
Cellular component (GO): nucleus; endosome membrane
Molecular function (GO): NF-kappaB binding; small GTPase binding
Source: RefSeq, a predicted model, not a curated record